Messenger RNA from Durusdinium trenchii, 315 nucleotides. NCBI's taxonomy places the organism in Eukaryota, Dinophyceae, Suessiales, Symbiodiniaceae. The record is from the annotation of a GenBank genome assembly.
AUGAGCUAUGAGACAGCCGACUCACAGAAGGAGGAAUUCCGCAAGUAUUUGGAGAAAAACGGCAUAAUAUCUCAACUCACUCGCGUGCUCGUGGGCUUGUAUGAGGAGCCUGAGCGGCCUGCAAAUGCAAUCGACUACAUCAAGAAAUACCUCGGAGCUCCAACAGGCGUUGACGUUGAGGAGACCGCCCGAUCACAAUUCACAGAGUCAUGUCAAGUUGUUCAACAUCCGGCUUUUGGGUCAGGAUUCUGUAACGAAAGCCUUGGGGCGAAUAUGUCCUUCUUCUGUUUUGAAGUAUGGUUGCGCUACACGUGA